Molecule: messenger RNA, 1182 nt
Organism: Exaiptasia diaphana
Lineage: Eukaryota; Metazoa; Cnidaria; Anthozoa; Actiniaria; Aiptasiidae
Product: pancreatic lipase-related protein 2
Biological process (GO): lipid metabolic process
Molecular function (GO): protein binding; triacylglycerol lipase activity
Source: RefSeq, a predicted model, not a curated record
UAAAUAGGUUUUGUCUCUGACGAUUCCAAGAUGCUAACAAUAAUUUUUGGGUGUUUAUGUUUCAUGGUUUCCUACUGCUCAGCAGGGCGUGGCAUCUGCUAUCCGACUUAUGGUUGCUUUCACAACGAUCCACCGUUCAAGCGUCCAUUGAUUCCAUUCCCGAACCCGGCAGAUUUAAUAGGAACGACUUAUCGUCUGUAYACCMGAGCUAACCGCGCCAUGUCUGUGAUCAUUGAUGAUCAGGAUCCGAAUAAGAUUUCUAACUCACCUUACGACUCAUCCAAGAGAACAAUAUUGAUAAGUCUCGAUCCUGCCAGCUUCUUUUUCACCGGCGAGCAUACUGAUGUAAGACUGGACCCUAGUGACGCUGAAUUUGUUGACGUCAUCCAUAGCGAUAUCGACUUUAUGGGAUCGGUUGACCCUAGCGGCCAUAUUGAUUUUUACCCUAAUGGUGGAGAGGACCAACCUGGCUGUCGUCACGAUCCCAUUUCKGCUGGUCCUGUUGAUUACGUCAUCUGUGAUCAUAUGCGUGCACCAGAGUAUUUUACAGCCUCUGUUCUCACAAGUACGGCCUGUCCAAUGCGGGCUUUUCCUUGUWCAAAUUUCCARGACUUCGAACGUGGUUAUUGCUUCAACUGCGAUGGYGACGAUUGCCCCUCUAUGGGUUUCUAUGCAGAAAUGGCUCAAGCACAGGCUUCUGGGAAGCACUACCUUUUAACCAAUGACAAAGAGCCAUUUUGUGCAAUUCAGUACCACGUGACUUUUAAGACUGGCCAUGGUUGGUUCGCUGGAAUAUCGUCAUCAAUUCAUAUCACCUUAUAUGGAUCGAACGGGGCAAACAGCGGCGUCAUAAGAUUAAAAUCGCGCAAACUUAAUGCUGGUUCUAAAGAAUUCUUCGUUGCUCCUGUUAACAAAGUCCUUGGUACGUUAACAAAGAUUGACGUCAGACACAAUGGUAUACCAAUGAUUGAACAGUGGUACCUGGAAAAGGUGGAAAUCGUCCAGGAAGCUUCGAAGCUCAAAUACACGGCAUGUUAUAACAAGUGGCUGAACAGUGGCGGCGCCAUACGUAAGCUACAGCAAGGCCCAUCUGUUUCAUGCUAGUUGUAUAUGUACUUCUAAGCCUUUUCCAGAUGUCAAGACGUAUUUUAUUGAAACAGAAAUUAAAGUACACAAACUACU